CGAGAAGGUGAGAUCUUAUAAUUUUAGGUUGUGUUUGGUUGACCAUGGGAACAGACCACUGAAACUUUUCUAGCAAUCAACAUUGCCACCUGACAAUGUAAAGAACCAAUUCAAGUAAUGCCAAACCCUAGUAUAUUUCCAAGAUCUGACUGAAUCUUUCACUUGCUGAGCUAAAAAGACAUAUGAAUGCAUCAUAGUGUACCUUUGGAUCAGUGCUGUUACGACCAGAACCAGCAAGAGCAACACCACUGAUUGGAAAAAAAAAAAAGAACAGGUUGUAGAAAGGUUUGAGAUUUAUUACCUAACUCCCAACCAGUAAUUUUUCAACAAUUAGUGUUUUUCUUUUUUAAUUAAUUAUAAACCUCUGUGGAGCUCAAAAAUUCAGUAAAAAUGUUAAAAAAAUUAACAUAAAGCCAAGGGAAAGACAAUAGUCAACAAACACCCUAGUACAAGUUCUUUCCAAGCACGUGCCGAGCUAGCCACACGAGUAGACUCUGAAACCAAUAAAAGAAUGCCACGAGUACAAUUUUUCCUCUCCACGUUCGUAAACUCGAACCGCCCUAUUGCUAUUUGCUAUUUCUUGAUUUUCUUCUCCUCUCGCAUAAAUAGGAAGCUUAGGGUUUUUCGCUCUAGGGUACCCGGUAGAAAUAUCUCCUUUUUAACAGUUUUUGAAAUUAGGGUUAUUGAGAUCAAUUUCAGGGCGUCUUUGGAUUAGGAAUUUAGGGUUUCAAUUUCGAGACGAUGCCUCCACGAGUGGUCAAGAGAGGAGCAGCGGCUGGAGGGCCGAAGAGGGCGGGGAGAGGUGGAAGAGUGGCGGGAAAGCAGCAGAAUUCGCUGCAGCAAGAGGCAGUGAAGGUGGAGAAAGUCCAGAUCGAGGAGAAGCCAGUUGUUGAGGAGAAGCCGGUGAUCCAACAGAAGCCUGUUGUUGUCCAAGAAAAACUUGGGGUUUUGGCUAAUGGGCCCUUGGAUUCUGGUCCGGGAGCUGGAGCUGGAUCUAGAUCGGAUACGCAGAGUGCCGUUGUCGUGAAAAAGGAAGAAGAGGUGAAGGAGACUGGAGAUGAAUAUGAAAAAGAUGAGCGCUUAGAGCUCGAUGAUAAUGAACCUGAGGAAUAUGGUGGUGAUUAUGAUGAUAAGGAAAUAGAGCAAGAGGAUGUUCAGGAGGAGGAGGAAGAGCCUGAGGAAGAGCUCGAGGAGGAGGAAAUUAUAGAUGACGAGGAGGAGGAUGGCGAUAUGGUAGAAGAGGAAAUCAUCGAAGAGGUUGCUGAAGAAAUUGAGACUGAAGAGGAACCAGAGCGUGCUAGUGAGGAACCAGAGCAUGCGGAGGUUUAUGUGGAGGAAGAGGAUCACCAUGAUGUUAUUAAGGAGAGACGCAAACGCAAGGAGUUUGAAGUAUUUGUUGGGGGUUUGGACAAGGAUGCUACCGAAGAUGAUAUUAGGAAAGUUUUUAGUCAAGUUGGUAAAGUUACUGAAGUUAGGCUGAUGAUGAAUCCUUUGACCAAAAAGAACAAAGGUUUUGCGUUCUUGCGUUUUGCUUCCGUUGAACAGGCAAAGCGAGCGGUUACAGAGUUGAAACACCCGGUGAUCAAUGGUAAACAAUGUGGUGUCACUCCCAGUCAAGACAGUGACACACUUUUUCUGGGUAAUAUAUGCAAGACAUGGACAAAAGAAGCUCUGAAGGAGAAACUCAAACAUUAUGGAGUCGACAACGUUGAUGAUAUCACUUUGGUAGAAGAUAGUAACAAUGAAGGAAUGAAUCGGGGAUUUGCAUUUUUGGAAUUUUCGUCUCGUUCAGAUGCCAUGGAUGCUUUUAAGCGCCUUCAGAAGAGAGAUGUUUUAUUCGGUGUUGAUAGACCAGCAAAGGUUUCUUUUGCUGAUUCGUUUAUCGACCCUGGUGAUGAGAUCAUGGCACAGGUCAAGACCGUGUUUAUUGAUGGACUGCCUGCUUCUUGGGAUGAGAAUCGUGUGCGUGAGCUUUUAAAGAAAUAUGGGGAGGUCGAAAAGGUUGAGCUUGCACGGAAUAUGCCAUCUGCUAGGAGAAAUGAUUUUGGUUUUGUUACAUUUGACUCUCAUGAUGUUGCAGUGACAUGUGCAAAAAGCAUAAACAACGCAGAGUUAGGUGAAGGAGACAACAAGGCUAAAGUCAGGGCCAGGUUGUCAAGGCCGCUUCAGAGAGGCAAGGGAAAACAUGUGAGUCAUGGAGAUUUUCGUAGUUUGCAAGGGGCUGGUAGAGUUGUGAGGGGUCCAUAUGGUCGCCCUGGCCCUGCGCCUCUUAGCUUAUCAGGGCGUGGAGUGAGAGGAAUUGGAAGCCGCCUCUCCCCUGUAAGCGUGAAGAGGCCCAUUGCAAUGAGAGACAGGCGCCCUCCUGUUAUGUCAAUGCCAGCAAGAGGCAGGCCGUUGCCUCCUCCUAGGUCCUAUGAGAGAAGACCUCCUGCUCCAUCAUACCCAAAAAGUAGCCUUAAGCGGGACUAUGGCCAGCGUGAUGAGCUUCCACCUCCCAGGAGCAGAGUUGCAAUAGAUUAUGGUUCCAGGGCAGCUGUGGAGAGGCGCCCACCAUCAUAUAGGGAUGAGUACUCACGCAGCUCUGGCUAUUCUGAUAUACCUAGAAGUACUUCCCGAACUGUGGCAAGGAGAGCUUAUGUAGAUGAUGGCUAUAGUCAGAGCUUUGAAAGGCCUCCUCCAAGUUAUCGUGAAGGUCGUGCCCGUGAUUAUGACUCCAUAUCUGGGUCAAAACGGUCGUAUUCUGCAAUGGAUGACGUUCCUCACCGAUAUUCUGAUUCGACUGUCCGCUAUUCAAGGGCUCGGAUGGACUAUGAACUUGGUAGUGCAUCCCAAUAUGGGGAUGCAUAUGGUGAUAGCAGACCUGGGCGGUCUAAUAUGGGAUAUGGCAGCAGCCAAGGUUCCAUGUCAAGUCAGGAUUCACGUGGGGUGUAUAGCAGUCGUCAGGGCAUGGGUUAUGGAGGAGGUUCUUAUGGUGGUGGUGGUGGUGGUGGUGAUUCUGGAAUGUACUCAUCAAGCUACGGCGGUGAUUACAUGUCUCGUGGACAUGAUGUUGGUGGUAGUUCUUACUCAUCACUGUACUCUGGUCGUGGUAUGGGUGGCAGCAGUUAUAUGGGCAGUGGUGGUUCCGGUUCAUACUAUUGACCUUUCUGAAGAUACUCACAUCUGUUUGAUUAUACAAAGAGGUUUGAAUGGAAAUAAUGGAGCAUUAUGGUCACAAGUGAAUUUCUUUAUGGAACAGAUUUGACAUGACAAAAGAGGCUGCUGUAGGAUUUGCUUUAUCUGAAGACUGCUUGAUGUCAAGCAUAAUAUCUCUGUAUAUCUGGGGAAAAAGAUUUAGUGCAAAGUUAUUUAUCAAAAUGGGAGUGCCUAGGUUGGUUCAAACCAUAAAGAGAUCUACAGACUGGUUAUCUUAUUGAGACUUAUUUGUUAGGAAUGAAAAAGAGAAUCUUUGAGUGUAUAUUAUGUAUGAAUUUCAUCUCUUUUCUUAAGGAACUCCAGCUGGUGGACUGUGGACAUAGCAUUGCACUGCAUCAGCCAUUUAAAUGGACACAGUAUGUAACGGAAUUGAGAUGUUUCUCUAUAUAUGCCUCAAGGAAUAUUUAGACUUUUUGGCUAUGUUGAAUUGAUUGGAUUGAUUUCUGGUAA
Molecule: messenger RNA, 3645 nt
Organism: Tripterygium wilfordii
Lineage: Eukaryota; Viridiplantae; Streptophyta; Magnoliopsida; Celastrales; Celastraceae
Product: heterogeneous nuclear ribonucleoprotein Q-like
Exons: 12
Coding region: 742-3141 (799 amino acids)
Cellular component (GO): nucleus
Molecular function (GO): mRNA binding
Source: RefSeq, a predicted model, not a curated record